Molecule: messenger RNA, 627 nt
Organism: Colletotrichum phormii
Lineage: Eukaryota; Fungi; Ascomycota; Sordariomycetes; Glomerellales; Glomerellaceae
Exons: 2
Coding region: 77-619 (180 amino acids)
Source: RefSeq, a predicted model, not a curated record
AGAAUCAGUAUAAAUCAGACGAGGUUUCAGAUGGAACUCGUAUUUUCACAUUUUGGCAAAGACAAUAACUUGUACAAUGAUCAUUCAGACCAUCCUCAAGACGACCAUUCUUGCUGUUGCUGCAACAGCAGCAACCAUUUCUGCUAAGAGCACCGAUGACACCAAUGGGUUCCGUCUAUGGGCCAACAUGCUCUACCCUGAUACACCAGGCAACGGCCCGAUCGUUCAGGGCUUUGAGCUCGGCUACGUCUCUGGCGACGAGUGCCAGGCCACCGUGAUCCUGGUACCCGAGAGUCAAGGAUCUACAUUCUAUGCCAGUAACAACACAAUUGGCGUUUACUUCGACAACGACUCGUCCUCCUUUGCAGGCAUGGUGGUGCCCUGGCGCGGGUCUGCGAUGGUUCCGAGCGGUAGACCUGUGGAACUCAAGUGCGAGGACGGUACACCAGGUCUGACUCUGAACGACAAGGGCGUGUACUAUCCCGGGGAAAUGGGUCCGGACUUCAAUGGCGCAUUCAUGGUGUGCGAAGAUGGAGGUGACCCGUUCUUGAGCUUCUAUGGCUGGGGCCAAAGGCCCCUUUGGGGUUGCACUGUCAUCCAGCUUCUUCCCAUCUCCUAAAGCCAAAG